This is a messenger RNA of Cygnus atratus (black swan), 2220 nucleotides long. It is a transcript of the gene SLC2A12, whose product is annotated as solute carrier family 2 member 12. Gene Ontology annotation, biological process: transmembrane transport. Lineage: Eukaryota; Metazoa; Chordata; Aves; Anseriformes; Anatidae. The transcript has 4 exons. Gene Ontology annotation, cellular component: membrane. The coding region runs from base 153 to 1835 and encodes 560 amino acids. Gene Ontology annotation, molecular function: transmembrane transporter activity. The record is from RefSeq and is a predicted model, not a curated record.
AAACCACUUUGCGGUUCGCGUUUGGUUUCAGCCAGCUUCAGCAACUUGUUGCCAUGAGGAAAAUAAGCCGGGCUGCCCUGGCCAGCCGGGGCAGGAGGGCUGCGCUCUGAGGGACCCGUGGCCAAGGUGUGAAGCAGGGCACGGGGGCGGUGAUGGUACCCGGGCAGAGCGCGGAGGACCUGGGCCAGCAGUGCCAGAAGAUGGGAGCAGGGGAGGAUGAGGAGGGCGGCAGAGGUAGCGGGCACCUCCGCCAGCUGCCAGCUGCAGCAGGCUGUGGAACAUUUACAUUUCUAUCUUCUGCCAUUGCUGCUGUAAGUGGACUUCUGAUGGGUUAUGAGUUAGGCCUUAUCUCUGGAGCACUUCUUCAGAUGAGCAGCAUAUUAGCACUCUCUUGCAAAGAGCAGGAAAUUGUUGUAAGUUCCCUUCUUUUUGGUGCCUUAUUUGCAUCCCUUACUGGUGGAUUCCUGAUAGACCGAUUUGGAAGGAGGUUUGCAAUAAUUAUUGCAUCUUCUUUACUUGUGUUGGGAAGUCUGAUUUUACUGCCCUAUGAAUCAUAUGGGAUACUUAUUGUGGGACGGAUUGCCAUAGGUAUUUCCAUAUCAUUAUCAUCAAUCGCGACAUGUGUAUAUAUUGCUGAGAUUGCCCCACAGCACAGAAGAGGCCUUCUCGUAUCAUUGAAUGAACUCAUGAUUGUGAUAGGCAUUCUCUUUGCCUAUAUUUCAAACUACGCAUUUGCCAGCGUAUCUCACGGCUGGAAGUAUAUGUUUGGCCUUGUGAUUCCACUAGGUGCCUUGCAGGCUAUUGCCAUGUAUUUUCUUCCGCCAAGUCCUCGGUUUCUUGUCAUGAAAAAUAAUGAUGAAGCCGCAAGAAAAAUACUGGAGAGACUACGAGAAACUUCAGAUGCUACUAAAGAACUCACUUUGAUCAAGUCUUCCCUGAAAGACGAACAUCAGUAUAGCUUUUUGGACCUGUUUCGUUCAAAGAACAACAUGAGGGCCCGAAUGUUGGUGGGGCUCACACUAGUCUUUUUUGUGCAAACAACUGGGCAACCCAACAUUUUAUUUUAUGCAUCAACUGUUUUGAAGUCAGUUGGGUUCCAGAGCAAUGAAGCCGCCAGUUUGGCUUCUACUGGAGUUGGAGUGGUUAAAGUGGUCAGCACAGUCCCAGCUACGUUUUUUGUGGAUCAAGUAGGAAGUAAAACUUUUCUGUGUAUUGGCUCUUCUGUUAUGGCAGUAUCGCUGGUCACUAUGGGCUUAGUGAAUCAUAACAUACACAUGAACUUCACCAAUGUCUGUAGAAGCCAGUCUCUGGAGGAUUCCUAUCUCCAGAGACCAGGAAACCUCACUAGUGUCACCAAUGGGAGUCUCAAGGACCUCUUUGCUAGUAUGGCUUCACCAGAAAGACUCUCCUUCGACACACACAGAAACCCUUAUGUCGCCAGGACAAGAGAACUGAACAGGACUACCCUGGCAGAAGGCAAAAGCACGAUGGGGUCUCACACAGAAAGUGGGGAGGUUCCCGUUGUCCUGAAAUGGCUCUCGCUGGCCAGCCUGCUUGUUUAUGUUGCUGCCUUUUCCAUAGGUCUUGGACCAAUGUCUUGGCUGGUCCUGAGUGAAAUUUUCCCUGGUGGGAUCAGAGGACGGGCCAUGGCUUUGACAUCCAGCAUGAACUGGGGAAUAAACCUCCUCAUCUCCUUGACUUUUUUGACUGUCACCGUUUUAGCAGGGGAGAAAACUAAGGAAGCUGCAGCAGCCUAUGCAUGUUGGACUGUCCAAGUACAUGACAGUGGCAGCAGAGUCCAUCCCUUCCGGCUGAGGACGUGUCUGCCCCCAUAGACUCAAAAACCCACGAGUCCUUGGCUGGCCCCAUUAGGAGUUAAGUCUUUGGACACUUUCUGAGGCAGAACCCACGGCUUGCAGUGGAAAUCCUGGGAACUGACAGGCUGGGAGGAUUAACUGGAGACAACUGCCGCAGUGUGAAAAAAUGCUCUUUUUGCUCCGUGAAAGAAUUUGCAACAAAACCAGACACGGGUGGAAUUUCAAGGCGCUUGUGACCCCUGGUGCCCUCACAUGAAACAGCAACAAUGGCUGCUCAGUUUUCAUCCAGAGUGACAGCAAACAAAAUAAAUCAAUGGGUUUAUGCUAAAUGGGUCAGUGUGGGCUCCUCAGUUUUCUUUCAUAAGGACUAUUAGAAAAAGCAAAAGCAUCAUUCUUUUUCAAA